Messenger RNA from Meira miltonrushii, 2524 nucleotides. RefSeq lists its product as uncharacterized. Bases 196 to 2268 code for a protein of 690 amino acids. The record is from RefSeq and is a predicted model, not a curated record. The transcript has a single exon. NCBI's taxonomy places the organism in Eukaryota, Fungi, Basidiomycota, Exobasidiomycetes, Exobasidiales, Brachybasidiaceae.
UUCGUGAUUGUCAUAUUUUACUCAGCUCCAGCAUAUGCUUGCAUGCUGUACAACCUCCGAAUGCAGUCUACCCGAGUAAAAGGAUAAGAUUCUACCUCAAAUUGGACAAAGCAUUCAUCCCGAUUCUACGCCGCAUUAUUCCAUUCCAUUCCUUCGGCUGAACUUGUCUUCGAAACAAUACUCCGGGACGCGGUCAUGUCAAAGCAAGAGGCGGCAAGGGCGGCCUUGCGUUCUCUUGCAUCACCUCCAAUGAAGUUCGGUGGCUUGGAAGAGAUGACUGGCGGGAAUUCUGGUUAUUCUUCUAUUCAUCAACUCAAUUCUUCUCCACAAGCAUAUCAUGUAUCACAAUCGCAAAGACCUACAUCUUCCUCGCAAUCAAGCUCAUUCUUUGGCAAUGGGUCAGGAUCGCAAAUUAUGGAUUCGCCAACCUCUUCGCCUAGCCUAGCCGCUUUGCAAUCACCUCCGUCAUCCUAUCGAGACUCGUUUGGAACGAGCACGCAAAAUAGUCGCCAAACAUACUCCCAUGGACCCCAUCCCCGAGAUGGCAGUCUUGGAACGCCAGGAACGAGUGAAGUGCCAAGUCUCAGUCUAUCUCACUCGAGCAUAAGUGAUGCAAACCUCUUAUCUCCCUAUCACGAAGGACCGACUUCUCAGAACAACUCCAUCUCCAGCAUUCGAACCAUUCAAGCCGGCCCACACAAUUCUUCCUCCAAACGAUCAGAAGCGAUCCGAAGAGCGGCUGCCUCUAUGCGUAUACCCGUUGAGGAGGUUCAACGUGGAAUGGAUUUCGUAGAAAAGGUGAAUGCAGGACAAGUGGAUGAAGCCAAAUUAGCAGGUCUGGAUGAGAUCGAUCGAGAAGCCUUGCGAAGAAUAAAUGAUGCAGUUAAAUCGGAAGAGGAUAGACUUGCUCAAAUUGCAUCGUUUCGUGCUGCUUAUUUGCAUGCAGAAUCUACAAGACCAGAGAUGGAAUUGCAUCAUAGUCCUGAUCCUACUACAUCUUCGGCACCUAGACGGACAUCAUACCAAGAACGACAAUCUCAUAAACAUCACCAUACAUCCAACAGACGCUCAAAUCGGGAAGGCAUGAUUGGAAUGCCGGAGUCAUCCCGUACAAUGCCGCCACUCUCGCCUCCUCCAUCUUAUGAGCAAUUGGAAUAUAUGGAAAACGAUCAUCCGCACCAUCACUCGAUGCCACCAGCACCUCGCAGUCCUACCGUUGUGCCUUCCCCACGCGCAGCUCUUGAAUCUCUCACAUCUGCCGGCAAUCGCCAUCACCCUUACUCGCAAAACGACGGAUACUCAUCAUUACAACGGUUUUCGUUCGGCACAAACAACGGAUCUUCUCCUUAUCAUCCAUCCACUUCCCAACAUGUGAGACGCUCGUCCGGAUCAAGACCGUUGUCUUUGCCGGAUAGAUCCUAUCGAUCAAUGGACGAUUAUGUCACUGAUCCGUUCAGAAAUGGUCCAAAUAUGUCGGGUCAUUUGCGUAGAAGCGUACAGGCUCCAUACCCUCUUCCUUCUUCAGUCUCCAGAACUGCAUCUAGAAGCCCACUUAUCGGUGAAUCGCCUCGUAUGGGUGGUAUAUUGGAUGUUCCUUCGAGCGAAAGUGGCAAUCCAUCCUCAUCUCCUCUCUUGAGUACUUCCAAUCGUCUCACGCCUGGCUCACAUGGACCGCAACGUAAACGAUCUGGCUCCAACACAAGUAAUCGUAGCAGUCUAAUCUCCCGUCGUGCGAGUAAUGAUGUACUCGGCCUUGGCAUUCCACGAUCGGUUUCACCUCUUAAUGAAUAUUCUCCUUCCAGAUUGAGCCAUGAAGAAGUGAUGGCAAGACUUCAAAAGAAGGUCAAGGAGCGUAUUGCCGCCAAAGAGGCAGCGAUUGCAAAUGGCAGCAUUUCAUCCUCUACGCCAACUUCGCCUGCCGUUUCAAUGACUUCAUUAGGCGCUUCAGCCGUCGGUAAUUCGACUGGAAGACGGCGUCAAGAGAGUCAGAAUUCCAAUACAGGAGUCCUUUCCCCUUCCAAAUCACAACAACGUAAACCGCGAAAAGCAGUUUCGUUGAAAGCAUUGCCUCGAACCAGUCGUCAUGAAGACAAGCCACUACCUGAAUUACCAAUCAAAGGCGGCACUAGCCCUCCACCGGCUGGAGAAGAUGAUCAAAUGUCGGGUGUCGAACAGACUACUCCCGAAUUCGAUCCUUCUGCUUCGGAAGGAAGACUUGGUAUUGAGGCUUUACUGAGUGCGGCUGCCAUUGCUGAUAGUCGGGCAUAGGCACGGUCUCAUCGAACAAUUUGGUUCUCACCUUGACUGCCUGACGGUCAUCUUAUUUCAAUCAUUAUUGCAUUUUUUCCCUCAUAUCAUGUCAUAUUAACGCAUCAUUUGCUUGCAUUUUUGUUCUCAGACAUUCACGCUUUUUUCUCACUUUUUGGGUUUUCGUUAUCAUUCACGGCACAUACACGAAGUCGUACGUCAUCAUUAUUUCCAGCACUUCAUACAUAUCCUUUUUUACCUACUGCAUCAUCACUUU